Molecule: messenger RNA, 1404 nt
Organism: Diutina rugosa
Lineage: Eukaryota; Fungi; Ascomycota; Pichiomycetes; Serinales; Debaryomycetaceae
Exons: 1
Coding region: 1-1404 (467 amino acids)
Biological process (GO): transmembrane transport
Molecular function (GO): transmembrane transporter activity
Source: RefSeq, a predicted model, not a curated record
AUGUUUGAGGACGAAGUGAUCGAGGAAAACCACAUCGAGAAGCUCGUGUCGGCGACGUGUUCCCACCACGAAGCCGAAGAGGACGUCGUCUACGACUCCGGGUACGCGUGGGUGGUGUGCCUCUGCUGUUUCUUUAUGAAUUUUUGUACGUGGGGGAUGAAUCUGGGGUUCGCCAUCUACUUUGCCAACUACCUAGACCUGGGUACGUUCGCUGGCGCUACGAAAUUGGACUAUGCCUGGAUCGGAGGGAUUGCUUUCGGGGUGGGGCUCGCCUUUCUGCCCGUGGUAAAUUGGUUGGUGCCCAUUCUCGGCAUGAACGGGUGUCUUUUACUCGGUAAUUGUCUCCAGUUCACCGCGCUUAUGCUUGCCAGUUGGCUGACUAAACUCUGGCAAUUAUACUUGACUCAAGGGUUGAUGAACUCGUUUGGGCUUGCAUUUAUCCUGAUCCCUCAGCUUAUCAUCAUCCCGAUGUGGUUUAAGAAGAAACGGGUGUUUGCCGGUGGUAUCACUUCCGCCGGUCUGGGGGCCGGCGGUAUCCUUUUCAAUUUGGGGAUGCAGGCCAUCGUCGAAGCAAAACUGGUCCACUGGGCCCUCAGAGCCCAGGCGAUCAUCCUGUUUGGCAUCAUGUGGUUCCCCACCGUCUUCAUCCGCUCGCGCCACAAGUCGAGCGGCGCCGGCUUCAAAUUGGUCGACAAGCAGAUCUUGAUGCUGGCGUCGUUCUACAUCUUGGCCAUGUACAUCAUCUUUUGCAUUUUCUCCUACGUCAUCCUUCUUUACUCGCUUGCCCAGUGGACCACCACUCUCGGCGAAUCAGUGUACCGGGGUCUGAUCGUCAGUGCCUGCGUCCAGGUGGGACUGUGUGUGUUCCGUCCCAUAUUCGGUGUGCUUGGCACCCCCAAGUUUCUUGGACCCCUCACCAUGGGCUCCAUCCUUUAUACCCUUUGUGGCAUCUUCUGUCUUGCCAUGUGGAUCCCGCUGCGUAACUUCGCCGCCGCAGUGGCGUUUGCCAUAAUUGAAGGCGGGAUGAUGGGGUUCAUCUACAGUAUGUUCACCCCGGUGUGUGCCGCUGUGUUUGGCAUGAAAAAGAUGUCAACGGCCUUCUCCAAUUUAUGGGUGCUUCAGGGGCUUGCUGCCAUCUUUGGUCCCGUUAUUGGUAUCAAACUUAGGCGUGGUGAGGGUGCAUACGUCGACCCCACGCAGUACCAGGACUGUGCCAUUUUCUGUGGCGUGUGUUUCAUCGCUGCUGGCUUCUUUUUAUUCCUAGAGAGAGGCUACUUGGUGGCGAGAAACCGCAUCAUGGUCGCCGAGGGCCACGAAGUCGACCCGGAUAAAAUCGACUUCGCCGCGUAUACGGUGCCGCCGAUGGCGGUGCUCAGAGGGUGCUUUGGAGCCGGUAAAUUCUAG